UUUCGAUUUCAAACUUUGAAUAAACUAAAAGUCCAAGUCUAAGUGAAGAAGAUAUUUUCUCUUUUCCUUUUGCUUGUUUUGAAGCUUUGGGUUUUGAUUUUUGAUUCCGGAGGAACAAGAAUUUUCCAGGAUUGCUGAGCAAGAAAUCAUAAAUUAAUUCUAGAGAAGGACUUCUGAGAGAUUUUUUGACUUUAGAUUGGUCAAUUUUGUUUUCCUGAAGGUAUAACUUCUAUUAUAGUGUUGAAGCUUCUUGUAGUCAACUUGACAAAGGGUUUGACGAUUCUGUCCUUAACUGCUGAUAACUUCUCUGAGAUCUCUUCAUCGCAUUCAAAAGCUGAUGCCAAACUCAUAGCAUGGACGCACACCAGCUUUUCAGUUACGGUGUGACUGGUGCAAGCCUAUCCUACUCAACCUCUUAUUCAACUGUUCCUUCUAUACCUAAUCGGCUGUUUAGUUCUUUGAAAUCUGACAUAGGAAACUCACCCAACUCGCCCUUUUCGUCUCAAUUUGAUUCGCCCUUAUCGACUCAAUUUGAUUGUGAUACCAACACCACGUUGAGUGACAGCCAGGAGCAGCAUAGCUCCACGGAGAAUCUCUCGGGACUUAGCCCUUCUUGUAACUCUUCAUUUGAAUCUAACACUUAUUGCCAUAAAUUGAGUCCCUCUCUGGACUGCAAGCGUGAAAUCCUACCACUCUGUUCUGGUGGAACUUCUUAUAUACAGGAUGCAAAUUCUAGCCACAAAAUAAUAUACACUUUGCAGGAAUUAGAGACUGCACUAAUGGCACCUGAUGCGGAUGAAGAAGUAACCACCCCGAAUGUUUCCUGUGGAGAAAGUAGUAGACCACAGACAACAGGCCAGCGAUCUAGGGCAUGGAGUCAGGAGCACCAAGGAUCUUUGGUGCUUCAGCCUCAGACAUCCUUUGUUUCUAGGCAUAGGCAGUCAACUGAAGUUUCUCAUGCUGAGAAACGUCAGAAAGCAAUAGGGGAUUUGUCUUUGCAGGAUAUUCCACCUGGCAAUCUUAAGCAAUUAUUGAUUGUGUGUGCUCAAGCUCUCUCUGAAAACAAUAUGGAUGAUUUUGAUAAGUUGAUUGCGAAGGCCAGGAAUGCUGUGUCUAUCUGUGGAGAACCAAUCCAGCGCCUUGGUGCUUACAUGGUGGAAGCGUUGGUGGCAAGGAAGGAGGCAUCAGGGUCGAACAUAUAUCGUGCCCGUCGUUGCAGAGAGCCUGAAGGCAAGGACUUACUUUCCUACAUGCAGAUCCUGUAUGAAAUUUGCCCCUAUUUGAAGUUUGGCUACAUGGCAGCCAAUGGGGCCAUUGCUGAAGCAUGCAGAACUGAAGAUCGCAUUCACAUUAUCGAUUUCCACAUUGGUCAGGGAACACAAUGGGUGACCCUCUUGCAGGCGCUUGCAGCCAGACCUGGUGGAGCUCCUCAUGUCCGCAUUACAGGAAUUGAUGAUCCUCUUUCUAAAUAUGCUCGUGGUGGUGGAUUGGAAGCUGUUGGCAGACGUUUGGCUGCACUAUCUGAAAAGUUCAAUAUUCCAGUUGAGUUUCAUGGAGUGCCAGUUUUUGCACCGGAUAUCACGAGGGGGAUGCUUGAUGUCAGGCCUGGGGAGGCUCUGGCUGUCAACUUCCCUCUGCAGCUCCAUCACACCCCUGAUGAGAGCGUUGAUGUGAACAACCCUAGGGAUGGGCUUCUGCGAAUGGUAAAAUCACUUUCUCCCAAAGUUACCACAUUGGUAGAGCAAGAAUCAAACACAAACACAGCCCCUUUCCUCCCCAGGUUCAUAGAGACUCUGGAUUACUACUUGGCAAUGUUUGAGUCCAUCGAUGAGACACUGCCAAGGGACAGAAAGGAGCGAAUUAAUGUGGAGCAGCACUGCCUGGCCAGAGAUAUUGUGAAUGUCAUUGCUUGUGAGGGAAAGGAGAGGGUGGAGCGCCAUGAGCUCUUUGGUAAGUGGAAGUCUAGGCUAACAAUGGCAGGAUUCCGGCAAUACCCUUUAAGCUCUUAUGUGAAUUCUGUGAUAAGAAGCCUGCUGAGGUGUUACUCAAAGCAUUAUAAACUGGUGGAGAAGGAUGGCGCAAUGUUGCUGGGCUGGAAGGAUAGGAACCUUAUAUCGGCUUCUGCUUGGCACUGUGACAGCUGAGAUUCAUACAAUACAAAGGUAGAAUAGAAAUAAUCAGCUCAUUUUUUUAUAGGUUACAGAUGAUAGAUUAGCUUUGUCCUAUGGUAUGAUGGAUGAUGACACUGUAGUAUCAGCCAUCGGAUUUGUUGAAUGAUGGUGCAGAACUUCAUUAUGAUCCGAAAGGGUGACUCUUCUGAUAUAACUCUUCUCAUACCAUUAGACAAUCACUACUGUUGUUUCGUAGAUACCUCGUUCCCUUUGUUCAUUUUUUUCUUUUAUAGGAUUCGAUGUACCCUUUCAUGCAGGAUGUAAAAGAAUAUUGAGGGAUGCAUUCCAUUCUGUUUAUGGUUCAUUGUAUGUAUGUAGCACGGCAGACAUGUAUCCCCUGGUAUAAUACAUGAAAGAGAGAAUACAACUAUAGCAACUUCUUAUUCAUUGUUUUUUCUUGCA
Messenger RNA from Theobroma cacao (cacao), 2573 nucleotides. RefSeq names its product scarecrow-like protein 21. The record is from RefSeq and is a predicted model, not a curated record. Lineage: Eukaryota; Viridiplantae; Streptophyta; Magnoliopsida; Malvales; Malvaceae.